GAAUUAUAAAGGUUUAUUUUUGUUAUUUAUACCUUUCCUUUUUUUCCCUUUCUUCUUCCUUUUUAUCAUUAAAAAUUAUAUGAUGUCGAGUUAUGAACAACCAACAACACCUGAAAAGUUACCUGGUAUCGAUAAAUUAGCUAUUAAAUUGGAAGAGUCGGUUUUACCUUCUUCAGCUUAUUUACCUCCUCCUCCUCCUCCGACCAACUACUACAGUAAUGUAGUCUAUCAACAACAUCUGUCACCUCCUCUUACUCCAGCUGUUUCUCCUUCAUCUGUUUUAAUCGACUCGAUGCAGUUCAAGCGCAAAUUUUCUGUUGAUGUUGGUCCCUUUGGAUUCGGAACCAGUAUCCCGCAUCCGUCAUCAAUGCAUGAUCAAGACGCAUAUCGAAGAAGCUCUUGCUCAGCAGUUUCUAUCGAUUGUCAAUCAGACUACAAUCAUUUCCUUGAUGUUCAGCAGCAGCAGCAGCAGCAGCAGUCACAACAGCAGCAACAGCAACAACAGCAACAACAGCAACAACAGCAACAACAGCAGCAGCAGCAGCAGCAGCAGCAACAGCAGUACUCUCCUGCUACCAAUCAGCAAAAGAAUUCGAAGAGAGGGUCUCGUUCUCAAUUAUCUGGUCCCAACUCCCAGCAUAAACAUGCUUGUAAGCACCCUUGUUGUAUCUGGAGCUUUAAGCGUUUUGAGCAUUUAAAGCGUCACAUGCUUGUUCAUACAGGCAAAAGACCUCAUUCUUGUCACUUCCCUGGUUGUGGAAAAAACUUUAGUCGUUCUGAUAACUUCCAUGCUCACUAUCGUACUCACACUAAAAAAACUAAUUUAAUCCAAACAACCAAGAGAAAGAACUCUACUGCUCCAACUACUGUAUUUGAGGAUACGAGAACUCCGGCGUAUUUUGCUACUAAGCAACAGCAAUUGCAACAGCAGCAAUCAUUUGAUAUGACACCUUACCAAGAUAUGUAUAGUCAUGGCUACGGUUCCGAGCAAUGUGAUGAAUAUCCGAACACUCAAUAUAUGCGCAACAAUUUUUCUCAUCAACAGUUUAGUCAACAACCAAACACAGUUGAAAAUAAUACGGCAGGUGUAUCCUCUUUACUCAACCAUGAAGUAGUAAACAACAACAAUCCAUUCUAUUCUUCUGAUUACAACAACAAUAAUAAUAACAAUAUGAAUUACUAUCAACCUUAUCCUACUUCAACCAAUGAUAAUUCAUCGAUUGCAGCCGCAGUUGCUGUUGUAGCAGCGGCAGCAUCUUCAUCCUCAUCUUCAACUUCUGCAUCUAUCCCAGCAACAGCUACCACUACAACCAAUUCACGUCGUUCAUCAUCAUCUAAUAGUACUUCAUCUAACAAUAACCAACAUAAGUCCCAUAUCUGUCCAUUACCCCAUUGCCAGCGCAGAUUCAAAAGACUAGAGCAUCUAAAACGUCAUAUGCGCACUCAUACAUCCGAAAGACCUUUUGGCUGUUCAUUUCCUAAUUGUCACAAGACCUUUUCCAGAUCCGAUAAUUUAUCUCAACACAUGAAAACACAUCAAAGAGUCGAAGAUCGUCGUAGAAGACAACAAAGAAAUGAUGAGCCUAUGAAGCAACAAAAUUUACCACCUUUACAAGAACAAAACAACAAUAAUAUGAUGGUUGGUAUGAACUGGCAUAACACUGGUACUGUUGGUUGUUAAUAUAUAUGCCCCCUCUUUUUUUUUAUCCUUUCUCCUUUAUACAUAUACACAAAAAAAACAUACACCCAAAAAAAAUCUCACUUCAUUUUUUCUUUGCUCUUGAUGCGUAUAGAAAAACACUCACAUAUAUGCUUUUUUUUUUAAUCUUUUUUCAUUUUAUGAAGCAAAAAACUUCUUCUGCAUUCCCCUCCCCCUUUUUAUGUUUUCACAAUCAAAAAAAAAUCACAACAUAAUUUAUGGUUUCUUUCUUUUUUUUCCUUUUUUUUCUUUUUCUUUUUUUUUUUUCUCGUUCUUUUUUAAUAAAUAACUUAAAAUGGAUAAAAUGGAUAGGGUAUUAAAUAGUGCUAUAGUUUGAACCAUUGGUAGUCAGCAGGG
Molecule: messenger RNA, 2056 nt
Organism: Mucor mucedo
Lineage: Eukaryota; Fungi; Mucoromycota; Mucoromycetes; Mucorales; Mucoraceae
Exons: 2
Coding region: 80-1681 (533 amino acids)
Biological process (GO): sexual reproduction
Cellular component (GO): nucleus; Tec1p-Ste12p-Dig1p complex; Ste12p-Dig1p-Dig2p complex
Molecular function (GO): DNA-binding transcription factor activity
Source: RefSeq, a predicted model, not a curated record